CCGGGUAGUUCAGCGCUCCGGCGAUUCUCAAUAGACGCAUGUCCGUCUCUUCGUACAUUGCACAAGAAGAGUAGACUGGCUAGUGUGCGCUAGUUUGAGCCGUCCUCUAUUCCAAUAUCUUUCGGAACUGUUGUUGACAUUAAACAGUGAAAAAAGUUAACAUUUUGGAGUGAUCAUAAGGAGCUUAUUUACCCAAACUUGUAGGUCCUCGUUAAAGACUGUCCACCAGGGAUGUUCGACCUAACGAAGGAAUGGAAUCUGUCGUUUGCCGGCUGCGGGUUCCUGGGGAUUUAUCACAUCGGAGUGGCCAGCUGCCUGUCGGAACAAGCGCCUUACCUUAUCAAAGGUGCCGCCAAGAUCUACGGAGCUUCAGCCGGUUCCCUCUCUGCCUCGAUGCUCGCCAGCCAGGCAUCCAUAGCUAAGUGCUGUGAGGAUGUGAUCGAAACGGUCAUGGAUGCCCGGAAGCGUAACCUGGGUCCCCUCCACCCCUCCUUCAACCCGCUCAAGAUCAUCAGGUCGGGCCUGGAGCGCGACCUGCCCGCUAACGCUCACACACUUGCCUCCGGGAGGCUGUGUGUGUCACUCACUCGCGUGUCUGAUGGACAAAACGUCAUCGUGUCCGAGUUCAAGUCCAAGGAGGAGCUCAUCCAGGCGCUGCUGUGUAGCUGUUUCAUCCCCAUAUACUGUGGCCUGAUCCCCCCAUCCUUCCAAGGAGUGCGUUAUGUGGAUGGGGGGAUCAGUGACAACCUUCCUCAGUCAGAGCUGAAGAACACCAUCACCAUCUCUCCGUUCUCAGGCGAAAGCGACAUCUGUCCCCGGGACACCUCCUUCAACUUCCACGAGCUUCGUUUCACCAACACCUCCAUCCGGUUGAACCUGAGCAACAUGUACCGCCUCAGCAAGGCCUUGUUCCCCCCAGAACCCAAGGUCAUGGCAGAGAUAUGUCAGAGUGGCUACAAGGACGCCCUUCGCUUUCUUGAGGAGAACCAUCUGCUAAAGCUGGAGUGUCCGACUGCCGGCCCCAACCUAUCAGAAGCCACCUGCUGCUGCAAGCCCAUCGCCAUGGAAACCACUAAGAACGGGAUGUUCUGGCGGCUCCGCUUCCUGAGGAAGCAACACUGGUGUUUGGAUGAGCAUAUUGUUGACAACCUGCCAACCCAAAUCAAGAAAGUGUUCUGUGAGGCGUGCCAGCAGAAGCCUGGUCUGUAUGCUCAGGUGUCUGAGAUGCUGCUGGUCAGAGUGGCCUCCUACAUGCUCCUGCCCUGCACACUACCUGUGGUAUCAGCCUACUCAGUGGGCAAGAGGAUUGUGGAGUGGAUCCCAGAGGUGCCUGCAGACAUGCGUUGGCUAGCUGGGGUGGCUGGGGAUGUGGCUGGGAGCUUGUACAGACAGGCCUGGAGAGGAGCGCCAGUAGACAUAACCAGUGAUGGUUCCCUGAGGAAUUGCAUGAGCCUGCCCCCACCCAUGGAAAGUGACGGACAAAGGGAGAGAGAAUGUCACCUGUCUGGGUUCGCUCGCUCUGCUCUCAACUUCCAAAGCCAAUACUGGAACAUCCCCGCAGCCUCCUCUUCCCACUGUUCCACCAGCCCCCACACGCCAAGCCCCUCCCCACGACAGAUCUGCUUCAGUGUUCAUUUUGGCACUCUUUUUUAGAUUCAUUCUAGUCUGUCAUUUUGACUAAAAUAUCAUAAAAUCUUAGUCACAUUUUUGUGAUUUUAAUAAUGAUUUAGUCAUUGUUAAAAUGACGAAAAGAGAGACGUUUUAGUCAACUAAAUGCCCUUUCAUUUGAGUUAUAUUUUAGUCCACAUCACAUUUGUAUUGCCUCAUUAGCCACAAACCACGUUUCCAUCCAGAGUUUUUAUGGGAGUAGUCAUAUCAAAGAUUUUUAUAACUAACCCAAGAUGGACCAUAACUACUGAGAUGUUGGGCUAUUCAAUAAAUAAAUGUUCAAUCCGACAUCUACAA
This is a messenger RNA of Oncorhynchus kisutch (coho salmon), 1965 nucleotides long. RefSeq names its product patatin-like phospholipase domain-containing protein 2. NCBI's taxonomy places the organism in Eukaryota, Metazoa, Chordata, Actinopteri, Salmoniformes, Salmonidae. The transcript is spliced from 9 exons. The record is from RefSeq and is a predicted model, not a curated record. Bases 232 to 1653 code for a protein of 473 amino acids. Gene Ontology annotation, biological process: lipid homeostasis; positive regulation of triglyceride catabolic process; triglyceride catabolic process. Gene Ontology annotation, molecular function: triacylglycerol lipase activity. Gene Ontology annotation, cellular component: cytoplasm; membrane; lipid droplet.